AUGCAGCUCUCCACGCUUCUCCUCGGCGCCUUUGCCCUCACAGCUUCGGCCCUGCCCAGCCCCCCAGCAGCCAGGAAGCGUGACUUUACAUACCACUCGACCAUUUCCGACCCGGGCUUUUACGCCGUCUCGUUCCCUCCCGACUACCACGAGGAUCAGAUCCUGCAGUGGAACCAGCUGCCGACGAGCAAUGGGUCCACGUCGGCCCUGAUUGCCCGCUUCCCCGCCGGCUUUGCCGUCACGCAGACCGGCCCGGCCAAGAUCAACGUCUACACCCGGACGUCGGGCGGCAUCGGCACCUACCUCGGUACCGUGGGGCCCCUGUCGGUGGACAGCACGGGAGUCGUGGCCGAGGCCGUCGACGUCGUUGUCGCCGAGCUGACUCUGGCCGAGGGUUACACUUUUGAGUUUCAGAUUGACAGCGAGGACGAGAAUGCCAGCUUGCAGUUCUUUGAGAAUGACGAUGCGGGUUUCUUCUUGCGCACCGGCAGUGCCUAA
Molecule: messenger RNA, 498 nt
Organism: Pestalotiopsis fici W106-1
Lineage: Eukaryota; Fungi; Ascomycota; Sordariomycetes; Amphisphaeriales; Sporocadaceae
Exons: 1
Coding region: 1-498 (165 amino acids)
Source: RefSeq, a predicted model, not a curated record